Molecule: messenger RNA, 5423 nt
Organism: Drosophila novamexicana
Lineage: Eukaryota; Metazoa; Arthropoda; Insecta; Diptera; Drosophilidae
Exons: 3
Coding region: 160-5307 (1715 amino acids)
Source: RefSeq, a predicted model, not a curated record
UUUUUGAAGCGUUAACAACAUUUUACAUUUAGCAUACAAAAUUAAUUUGAAAUUGUACAAUACGUAAUAGACCAGUACCCAUAGCCUAAGAAGGCACUAUGUUAUGGUAGAUUGCUGGUAAAGGUUGGUUAGUUUACGAAGUUCUUAUUUGGCAGAAACAUGGGCUCCAAUCGAAAGCGUAAAAGCGACAUAAAUGGCACAUACAAACUUAUUCGUCUUUAUCGCGCCAAUGAUUGUCUUUGGAAUCCAAAAUCAUCGGGAUUUAAGAAUUUGGCGUUGAAGGAGAGAGCCUGGUUAAGAAUAUCACAAUUUUUUAAGAACAAGCUAACCGUGGAUCAGAUCAAAUUGCAGAUUUUAUCGCUUCGUUAUUAUUAUGCUACAGAACUAUUAGCCAUUAAACGUAGCAAACUAGGAGGAUACCACUAUGUCCCUCGACAAUCUUUCUUUGCAGAUUUGGAGUUUUUGAAAGAAGCAAUGGAGCACAGUGUUAGUGUUAAAGCCAUGGAGUCAAAGACUCAGGUCAGCAGCGACCAAAUCAACUGCCUCGUUGGGGAUGCAUUUCUGCUGAGCAGCAGCGAGAACAGUAUCCGCAGCGAAAAGGUUGAUUUUCAGAUCACUUCCGCAUCGAAUGAAGAUGGCAUUACAAGCUCUGUGCUGCAAUCGCUUGUCUCCCAAGACAAAAAGCAAUCCUUACAACUGCCUUUGCCUCCACAUGAUAUACGAACUAAUCAGCUUCCAAACCGAGUAGCUUCUGGUAACGAUGGAUGGAUCUCCACAUCAAAUUCUUAUCACGACCAUGAAGAUGACGAUUAUGUUGGGAGACAGUGGAAGUCACCCUAUCAGAAAGACCAAUGCCGCAACAGCAACUAUAGUGUCAGCAGUGGAAUUGAUAGACGUAGCUAUGAUCAAAGUCCGGCUGCAUAUAGGCCAGAAAUGGGUGCCACUCCAAGUACGUUAGAUGACGAUAACAAUUUAUAUGUCGAUUCGAAUGGGGCCAAAGCUUGCGGUCCUCCCAGAAAAAAGAUUUUGACUGGAAGAUACAGAAACAAGACAAGGCACUCACAUGGCACUGACACAUAUUACGAUACGGAUGACUGGCAGAGAAAUAAUUAUUUUAGAAACCAAAAACUGCAUCAUAGAAUGAGUGAUGGCAGGGAGAAGGACUAUCGCUGUGGUAGAAGCUCACGAGAUGUUGGUCGCAAUUCAAACGACGUUAAGAAUCAAAACUACAAAUAUUCAAGGAAUAACAGUUUUAACGCCCCCGCCACAUUUCCAUUUAUUCAGCAAUUGAGCGCACAGCCAACUUAUCAAGGUGAAGGAGUUUGCACCUGUUGCCCAAAUGCCUCCACUACGAGACCGGCACCGGAGCCAAUAUUAUCAGACCUAGAGCCAGAAUCUGAAAUGUAUGUGCCAACCUCACCCCCUCGAAAGUCGUGCGAUGAUCAUAGCUGUCCCGUUAGGAGUAGCAGGGUGUAUGAGGAAAACGACCGCGAUCUUAUUUGCACUGAUGGAACGUGUUACAACAUGGAAGACACAAGAACGGAUGUACCAAUCGCAUCGUCUAGACUUGAAUCAAAGCGAACUUCAAGGGUUGCAUCUGCAGCAGGGUCUAGAGCGGUGUCCAAUCGACCAUCGUUCGAACAAAUGCGGAGUCCCAAAAGGAUGAUCUGUACAAAUAACAGAAAUAGAUUAAGUAAGUCGCCCAAGGAGAACAUGAUAAUGUGCCCUUCGGGAAGACAGAACGAUUAUGAUGACGAUGGGCUUAGAGAGGGCCCAGAAAACAGAAAUUGGCAAAGAAGUGAUGACUUUAGAGGGAGCUCCGAAAGACCAACGCGCCGAAGUCGUGAAGAUGAAAGAGGUCAAGAUUACCUAGAACUACCCGAUGAAGACAUCCUGGGAAAACAAUCAAGACUACAAACACCAAGAAGUAUGUCAAGGAGUAAACCCGAUCAGGACUAUUAUCCCGAGACUGAUCCGAUAGUGUCUUCGCGAAGGCAAUCUCAACGGGGCGAUGAUGGGUACACUUCGCCAGAUGUUUCUAAAAGUAGAUCAAAUCGGCAAAGCCGCGAUAAAGGAGAUAGAUCUAGGCGUGAGAGUCAGGCCUAUUAUCCCGAGACUGAUCCGAUAAUGUCUCCGCGAAAGCAAUCUCAACGGGACGAUGAGGGGUACACUUCGCCAGAUGUUUCUAAAAAUAGAUCAAAUCGGCAAAGUCUCGAAAAACAAGAGAGAUCUAGGAAUGAUAAUCCAGACUAUUAUCCCGAGUCUAAUCCGGUAGAGUCUUCGCGAAGGCAAUCUCAACGGCGCGAUGAAGGGUACACUUCGCCAGAUGUUUCUAAAAAUAGAUCAAAUCGGCAAAGCCGCGAUAAAACAGAAAGAUCAAGGCAUAAUAGUCAGGACUAUUAUUCAGAUGCUGUUCCGAUGGAGCCUCCACAAAGGCAAUCUCAGCGGGGCGAUGAAGGGUACACUUCGCCAGACGGUUUUCAAAAUAGAUCAAAUCGACAAAGCCGCGAUAAAGGGGAGAGAUCCGGAAAUGAUGACCAGGACUACGUGAAUGAUCCGAUGGAGCCUCCGAGAAGACAAUCUCAACGAAUCGAUGAGUCUAGAAAUAAUUCAAAUCGACAAAGCCGCGAAAAAUCAUAUAGGUCAAAACAUAAUAGUCAGGACUAUUAUCCUGAGACUGAUCCGGUAGUGUCUCCGCGAAAGCAAUCAAAUCGGCAAAGCCGCAAUAAAGGAGAAAUGUCUAGGCGUCAAAGUCAGUCCUUUUAUCCCGAGACCGAGCCGGUGGAGCCUUCGCAAAGGCAAUCUCAACGGGCCAAUGAAGGGUAUAUUUCGCGAAACAGCUCCAAAUAUAGAUCAAAUCGGCAAAGCGUCGAAAAACAAGAACGAUCUAGGAUGGAUGAACAGGGCUACAAUCGGUACGAACCUUAUAAUCUUUGUAAAGAUAGUUGUAACGCAACGUGCGCAUCGGGUAGAAGUACACGAAACAGUCAAAGAAACAAUGAGUAUCCCGCAAAUUACGAGACCGACAGGGAUGACUACGGAGAAGGGACUACGGACGAUGAAUAUAAUCGUGAAAAGGACCGUUUGUCUUUAAAAGAUCAGAAUAUUCAGGAAGAUUACGAAAAACCAACCGACAAUCCUAACCGCAAUAUGAACUGUGAAUGUCCACAGGAAAACUAUGGAGGAAGGCAAAGUAACAGCCGCGAUAAGGAAUAUGUACCAGAUAAAUACCAGACCAGAGGAGACGAUGAGUAUAAUCGUGGUAAGGAUCCUAUAUCAAAAUACCAAUCUGAACAGGAUUACAAUGAAUGUCCUGCAAAUUACCAGAACAAUACAAAUUUCGACGGACGAGAUCCCGACAAGGGUCCUAUUUGUCCUAAAUACCAGAACAUCCAGGAUGCCCGUGGAAGAAGAGAGGAUACAAAUGAUGACUGUAUCUGUCCAGCAAGCCAGGCCCGUCAAGAUGGCUACCAAGAAAGACAAGAGUAUAACCGCGAUAAGGAUCAGACCUACCAGGAGAACAACAGGACGGACGCUGAUUUUAACAAAGAUAAGAAUAAUGAACCUGCAAAUCAACAAGAGCACUAUGAUUCCUGUAUCUGUCCAGCAAAUCUGCCAGAUCAAUAUAACCGCAGGAAACAAACCUUUAAAUGUAAUGUAGACUGCACCUGUGCAGCAAAUCGUAGUAAGGAACCCUAUAAAGAUGAUCUAGACUGCCCCUGUCCAGCAAAUCAGAUAGAUCCUUAUAAAAAGGAACCCUAUAAAGAUGAUCUAGACUGCCCCUGUCCAGCAAAUCAGAUAGAUCCUUAUAAAAAGGAACCCUAUAAAGAUGAUCUAGACUGUCAGUGUCCGGCAAAUCUCAAGAGGGAACCAUUUAAAUGUAAUCUAGACUGCACCUGUCCAGCAAAUCGUAACAAGGAACCCUAUAAAAAUGAUCUAGGCUGCCCCUGUCCAGAAAAUCAGACAGCUCCUUCUAAGGAGGAACCCUAUAAAGAUGAACUAGAAGGCCCUUAUCCAGCAAAUCAGGUAGCUCCUCCUAAGGAGGAAACCUAUAACAAUGAACUGGACUGUCCGUGCCCAGAAAAUCAGAUAGCUCGUUAUGACGGCAAUACAGAGCCCUAUAAAGAUCAGUUGGACUGUGCUUGUCCAGAAAAUCAGCCAGAUCCGGUUAAUCGAGAUAUAGAGUAUCCACCUGAAAAUAACGAGCCAGAAACUGUACCUGAAAAGCCCCUUACCGAUCAGGAAGACUUAAAAAUUGAGGAGGAGGUAAUGCUUGAUUGUGAGUGCGCAACAAGCGAAGACGAUGCAGAGAAGCUCGAGCGCGCAAAGGAAGCGCCAGAGCCAGAGGCACCUAUAAGGGCUCCUUGUCUUUGCGAGGCGGCCGUUGAGACGGACAUUGACAUGACCUUGACUGAUAGAAUCAAUCGAAAGAAAUGCAAUUGCUCUGAAGAUUCCUUGGAAACAGAAAAGCUAAGAGAGAAAAAAGCGAAUGAAGAAAAAAAUGCAAUCUCAAAAGAAACUGAAACUAGUGGUCCGUCAGCUAAGGCCAAGCCCGCAAAAGGAGCCAAAAAAAUGGGAAAAAUCUGCUCAUGCAAGCCACCCGUAUUCAAUAAAAGCAAAACUGCCAAGGCUGCAAGUCCUGCAACUCCUGUGGCAAAGAGCGAACAGUUAAAACAAAGGUCACAGUCGCCCGUGGGAGCUAAGCCACGUUUGCUCAGCAAGCGUCAAAACAAAUUCGACGACGACGGCCUAAACAAAUUCCAGGCCCUCGGCGGCCAAGCACGCCAGUACGUGUACGAAAUGCAGGAUGAGAUACACAUUAAUGUCAGCAAUCAUCAGAAUGGCGGCUAUGAGGUAUACAAAAAGGUCAAUCCGAAGCAUGUAAAUAAAUCGCAAACACGCGAAGGUCUGGCUAUACUGUGCUCAUUCCGGGUGCCGCCAACUUUGGCAGAGAAGACAAUGGGCAUACUGAACAAUCACAUAUCAUAUAACGCGCCGAGUACGGAAGAUGAAUUUUACCCAGUUCCAGAAUCUCAAGAACGGCCUCACAAAUGCUAUCCAGUACGAAACAACUUUAAUGAACGUCGAAAUGGUAGACACCCUACUGAGCGCUUUGCAAGUAAUCCGUUUCUUAAAUUAAAUUUCAAUGCUUCGAAACGAGACGUAAUUGUGUUGCAUGCCCCGGUUCCGGGCUUUCGUCCAUCGAAGUAUUCGCUCAGCGUGAAGGACUUUGAAGUAGACAAUUACGAGAGACAACAUCGGGUAGUUGAAAGAUACCCAAAAGCAAGGCGGCCCAUGCCGAAAUAAUCACCUAGUCACUGACUACCUAUACCGAACCAAUCUAACCAUAGCUCCAGUUUCUUCACACAUCAUCCAUACCAUCCAUAGCACCAUAAAAUGUCUUACACCAACUAAACCCUCAA